Messenger RNA from Eimeria tenella, 1629 nucleotides. RefSeq lists its product as uncharacterized. The record is from RefSeq and is a predicted model, not a curated record. The transcript has a single exon. NCBI's taxonomy places the organism in Eukaryota, Apicomplexa, Conoidasida, Eucoccidiorida, Eimeriidae. Bases 1 to 1629 code for a protein of 542 amino acids.
AUGACGUAUCAGCACCCCAACUACUGGCGCUGCAGAAGCAACAGGUGCGGAAUAGCAGCAAAAUCUGGAGCAACCACAGAAGCCUUGCAGCUGAAGCGCCAGCAGCAGCAGCAGCGAGAAAUGGAUGUGAGCAGCAGCACGAGCUGCAGCAGAAGCAUCAGUAGUGACGAUGGCUCAUCUAGUGUCUCAUCUGAGGGAGAGGAGAGCGGGAGGAGGCCGGCAGCAGCAGCAGCGCCGGUGAGGCUUCAGCAACAGCAAGCGGAGCCACUGCAGCAGCUUCAGUGGCAGCAGCUGCAGCAGCAGCAGCUGCGGCAGCAGCAGCAGAAAGCGCAGCAACAGCAACAACAGCAGCAGAAGCAGGGAUUCUGGGCAGGCCUAGUCAGCGGCGGCACGAUUUCUUUCGGCAGCGCAGCUGCUGCUCCUCCUACAGCUGUGAAAGCAACAGCAGCGCCCGAAGCAGCAGCAGCAGCAGCAGCACAUAGGAAGAGAGCAUCAGCUGCUGCUGGAUUAGCAGCAAGAAGAACUACAAAGGCUGCAGGAGCAGCAACACCUCCUGAGUCAGUAGAGAGGCUCUCCGUGCUGCUGCAGCGUUCGCAGCUGCUGCAGCAGAAACGGCAAGAGCUGCUGCUGCUGCGGCAGCAGCGUAUUGCGCUAGAGAAGCAGCUGGAGAGACACCUGAGAGCAGCUGCUGCGGCGUCGGAAGCAGCAGCGGCAAGCCCAGCAGCAGAAGCGACGGCAACAAGCCCAACAGCAGCAGCGGCAGCAGCAGCAACAGAAGCAGCAGCAGCAGCAGCUAGCGGGUCGCGUGGAGCGGAAGCAACGAGCGCAGGGACUGAACACAUUGAAGCGUCGACGGAGGGGGCCCGCAGCAGCAGUAGCAGCAGCCGCAGUAGCAGCGGAAGCCCCGUCAAGUGCAGCAGCAGCAGCAAAGGGAGGAGCAGCAAAGCGAGCUGCAGCAGGAGCAGCGCUGCGGGGCGGCCGAAGAGCGUGGUGCUGCUGUGUCUUUCGUCGCUGUGCAGCAGCUGGCGGCGGCAGCUGCAGCAGCAGAUUCGGUGUUUGGAGUUGCUGCUGAUGCGGUACCGGAGCAGCAAGCAGCGCAUGGCAGCAGCAGCAGCGGAGCUGCAGCAGCAGCAGCAGGGCGUGUUCUGCCUGCGCAUCGGCAGGCUGCACGAAGUGGCGCAGCUGCUGCCAAUUGAGAACACAGAAAGCGGAAGAACUAUUUUGUCUUUAUCUCUUCCUUGCAUUCCUUUGAUAAUAGAAACUUUGAAAGACAAAAAGACAAAAAGUGAAUUCCCCCUCACGCUUUCUGCCGCUGCAGGCUUUGCUGCUAUGCUGCUGCUGCUCAUUUCCCGCUUCACAGCUACGCCGUUGGUGCACCGCGUGGUGGCGCGUGGGGCGCGUUCGAGUGUAUGUACACCUCAGGGGGAGCUGCCGCUGUACAUACGCGAGGGCGCGCCCCAGGCGGCGCAGCAGCAGCUGCAGCAGGGGCUGCUGCUGCUGCUGCAUGCAGUCGACGGCCUCGCAGCAGCAAGAGGACAUGCAGCAAAGCCUGCGUCCGAAGAAGACAUCUUGCAGCGGCUAGAGGCCCUCCUUCACAACGAAAUGUGGGGCUUCCAGGCGACACUCUAG